Molecule: messenger RNA, 3864 nt
Organism: Laccaria bicolor S238N-H82
Lineage: Eukaryota; Fungi; Basidiomycota; Agaricomycetes; Agaricales; Hydnangiaceae
Exons: 18
Coding region: 1-3864 (1287 amino acids)
Source: RefSeq, a predicted model, not a curated record
AUGCCAACCACGGGGAACGUCACGUGUCUCUGCAAGCGAGUGUAUGAGCGCUGUGGUCGUCGCCCUUCCACCAUGACAGACGACAAGCACCUGCUCAACCGUCUCUCAACAAUCUCUGCUCUCUACAACAGGCUCGAUGGCUGCAUGGACAGCCCAGGUCUCGAGCUGUCACAGUUCCUUCGAGAGCUAGGAUUUCAGGCAGCUCAAGCCGCAGACUACGUCGACCAAAGGAUUGCAUCUCUGCCAACAGCUCUUCCUGCCACAGACCCCAACAUAGACCCCAACAUAGACCCCAGCAUAGACCCCAGCAUAGACCCCAGCAUAGACCCCAGCAUGGCUCCAAGCACAGCUCCCAGCACAAAUACAUCAGUGGAAAUUGCCCAACAGCGAUAUGAUUCCAUUCUCGCGCAUAUACCUGAAAAAAUCGACCCCUUUCAACUCCACGAAUAUCUAUCGACAACUCACGACCAAUCGCACAACAACAAAACACAUGCGCAAUCGGAAGACGAGGCAUUCCGUCGCUUAUUAUGUGGAUAUGAAGCAGGUAGCGACGAAAUCUGGGCAAGUCCUAACAUCUUUAUUGAGAACCUUUUUCAUUCCGUAACCAAGCCAAAUUACAACGAAAUCUACAUCCAAUCCAAAGCAAACAACGACUUGCCGCUAGCUGAAAGCCUUCACAACCGCGAUUUGGCAAGUCUUCCCCACUUCCUAUCCUUCUUUCUGACCAAAGCACAGUUUUUACACAACUGUCACUCAAACCAAACCAUCGACCGCUACGUCAAUUUUAUCUUUCAAAGCAUCGAAACUAUAAAGUUUACCAAACAUUGGAACGACCUCAAAACCCUACCACGUGGCCAAUCAAUCAAGAAACACCACCUCCUGCAACUAUUCAAAUCCCUCCACAUCAACCUAUACGAGGACCUCGCCGUCGCAGAAAACACACUCAAUACCAAAAUUGAAGAAUGCGGGGACAUGGUCGACCUUUACCGCGAAUACGUAAACAUUGUCAUGUCGUCACUGCCCGCAACACCCUACUUUCCAUGUAUACCAAACCACUUUGUAGUACAUCAACAUGUUGUGUUGGCGCGUCCUGUUUAUAUGAUCCAACAUGUCCUGUUGGCACACCAUGACAUGGAUCCUCCUCCCCUUGCACAGGCCUUCCACAACCCCAGAGAAAAGGCUAUCAAUCGUCUCAUUCAACUAGGGGAUGCUCCCCCUCCCAUCAUGAAUGCUCCUCCCGAUGAUUCCGAUAGAUUUAUCCGAAGGGCACUCCCUAAAUCGCGCAAGGAUGACACGGCACACCCACAUUGGAAAAAACUGUUCGAGGACCUCAGCAACGAUGGCCCUGCAUUCAUGGUAAUCCUGAACGACUUGGACAGUUGGCUCACCACAGUCCAAUCACAUUCCUCGCCGAGCAGUCAGAAAAAGCAUGAUGCAAUGGAGUUCAAAUGGUCCAAAUUCAUCACCACACUCGAGCCUGGGAUAAACGAGGACCGUAUAUGGCAUUCAGAUGUCAUCCUCAAGCACAGUGACAAAUUCUUGUAUGUCCUUAACCACCUCUCUCGAGGUUCAAAAGGGCACGAAAAUGUAAAGGUGACAACACUCCAAGAGUACAUGAUGCUAUUCAUGUGGUGCAUUGCCCGAAACUCAAGAGAUCCCGAUACGCUAUCAACAAAUGGCACGUUUCUACUUUCAAAAAAAGGGGUCCUCAAGAUGCUAAAUGAUCAGCUAUACCAUAUCAUCAAAACCUUUGAACUCGACCGUCAUCAAGACGAAAAGAUUUAUUUUGGUCAUUCCGAAAUCAAACUCAUGAUAGAGACUGCCCUCAAAAAUUCUGCAGAAUCUGGCCGCAUUGCCACCAUCCAUUCAAUUUGUAUUCUUCUAACAUGUUUUUACACGAGUAUCCGACCAGGAUCAAUGGGUUGGUCCUUUGUUCAGUAUCUACAAGAAGGAAAGGGACACAAUACAACGGUGGAUGGACAAAUGUGUGAAUAUUGGCUCAAGCCAGUUCAACGGUGGGAAAAUGUCAUGUUUGACAUUGCAUUUUGGUUUGUACUUUAUCUCAUGACAUUGGACGAUCUUCGCAACCACACAAGUUACAUCCUUCCGAUCAAGGAAGAGAAGCUAAAGGAACCUUUGUUCCUCGCUUGUACCACCGCAGGCCGUGACUUUGAUAUACCCCUUCGACCAAUGUCGUCACAUGCCGCAUCUGCAGCAUGCAGUAACCUGGCUCGAGAGGCUGGUAUGAUCAAAUCAAGUUUGUAUUCAAUUCGGAGGGAAACCGCCAACCGGUAUGAACUGCUUAUUGGAAGAGCGCACGCUUCACUCAUCAUGGGCCAUGUCGAUGCAGCGUCUUUGAAACAUUACUCUCACAACACUGGCAAUAUUGAUCUUGUCGGAAUCACUAUGAAUGAACUUCUAGGAAGUCAUAAUAUCAACGAUUUACACGCCCAUGAAAUGAACAAAGAUUCAACACCCGCCAUUCAGGCUGUUCUCGCACUCGUCAAUCUCACAGCAACAGAAAAUGAAGAUAACAUCACCCCAGUCAACCCCAAGCUCUCACCAGAACAAAAGCUAGAGCUUCAGAUGCAGAGUGCAACACAUGGGACACUUGGGUUGCAUGCUACACAGCUCGCUCUAAUGGCACUUGGUUUGGUUAUAUCAUUGACAAAGCGGGGUCAAGUAAAUCUAGAUGCUAAAGAAAACGAAAGACGUGUGACAUCCCUUAAAGCGAGUAUGCAAGACAUGAGAAAUGCUGCUGAUCAACUUGCCAAACCAUCACACUAUCUCACUGCGGCAGCCGCUCCAAUUUCAACCCUACUUCCUGUUCCUCCUCCACCAGGUCCAUCCACUUCAUCUUCUAUUCCAUACCCUGAAGAUGAAUUCAUUCAGCAGCUGGCAGCCAAAAUGCAAACCAAGGAGGAGGAGGAGCAGGAUGUUGAAGAAAACGAGGAAGGCGUAGAUCUUGAAAUCGAGGGUUUUUACAAAUCCGCUGUCAGAUUCAUCAGUACCGGAGGAAAGCCUGAUGACUCGAGAGGUAAACCUGAUGACCUGCGACUGCUUGUCGACGAAAACGAGGUAGCAACGAGCAUAGCAGACUUGGAGGCACCACCUCCUGCAGACGUAGAGUUUACUGCGUCGGAGAUCCGCUCCUCUUUCAUGGCAGUCGUUCUACAACCAAUCUUGCUUGAAAGAUCAUUGAAGGCCAUGUCAGACGAGAAUGAUGGUAAAUGGCAGUGUCUGCAUUGCCAAAGGCUUUAUGGUCAUGACCCAGAGGCACAAGAUCAUGACUAUAAAUCGAAAUACCAUUUAGAACGCCACAUCUCAAGUAAACACACAAAGUGGAUGGACCUUGUUCUUCAAAUGCUCACAUCACACGAUGAUGUGUUCAAAUGUCCAACUGAGGGUUGCACCUUUAUGUUGGUGUUUUUAUUUUUAUUAUUUGACUUUAUUGAAAACAUUUCUGCUAGGGCCAAAACUGAGGCUCGCGUUCGCACACACUGCCUUGAAGAUUGCAUGGAAUGCGACUUAUACGUUGCCCUGGCUGACGCCCACAACGAACAGAAAAAGGAGAGACAGCCCAAAGGCUGCACCCAAAUCUCAAGUGCCCAGGUCGCAAAGCAAAGUCUAAGACGCAGGUAUUGUUAUACUGAAGUAUUGAAAGAGGUCCAGUCCAUCGUUGAUGAUUUUGAUUUGGAGGAUGAGAAACAACGCAUGGCAUUGCAGGCCGUUGUCGAUGGCCUGGUCAACCAGGCUAAUAGUUUCUUCAUGGCAGAUAACAGCAUGCCAGUCACGGUGUCAGAACUCACUGACCUUGCUGAUGAACUUUCUGAGUUGUCAGAAGCUUCCGAGGACUCUGACUAA